UUGAUAGGGAGCUGUAACACACAUCAGCAAAGAGAGAGAGAGAGAGAGAGAGAGUGAGUGACCGCGAUGAUGCCAAUGGCCGAGGGAACUCUGACGUUCCCAGUGAUGUUUCCUAGUUCCUGACUCCACUGACACACAACCUGUCCAGCAGCAUCCAUUCAUACGUCGGGCCGUCCAUCCAUUAUCUGAGCAGUCCAUCCCUGGCCACAACACAGAUAAUCCCACAGAGAGCCCACGGUAGGCAGGAAUGCUCCAGUGAAAACGCUCGCUGAACUCCCCUCAUGGAUCGAGGAACGGGCACAAAGAAGGGCUCCUUCAAGCGUGGGUCAAUCAAGCGCACUACAUCCGGGUCUCAGAGGGCACAAAAAGCAUGGAUUGAGAGAACCUUCUAUAAGAGAGAAUGCGUCCACGUGUUCCCAACCAGAGACCCAACCAGGUGUGGAUGUGGUCAGCUGAUCGCCCAGCACGUGGCCCUCCCCCCGGGCGCCAUCCCCAAGCCCCCGGAUGAUGGGACGCAGCUGGUGCAGCUGCCCCAGGAGAAGUGGACCGUGCAGAAGCACACCUUGACCUUCCCCACAGACGCCUAUGGCUGCAUCGAGUUUCAGGGAGGAGGCUUCAUUAACAAGGCCAUGUACAUCCGUGUCUCCCACGACACCAAGCCGGACAACCUGCUGCACCUGAUGGUGCGGGAGUGGCAGCUGGAGCUGCCCACACUGCUCAUCUCCGUCCAUGGCGGCCUGCAGAACUUCGACAUGCAGCCCAAACUCAAGCAGGUGUUCGGCAAGGGCCUCAUCAAGGCCGCUGUCACCACUGGCGCCUGGAUCUUCACUGGAGGAGUCAGCACAGGUGUGAUCCGACAUGUGGGUGAUGCCUUGAAGGACCAUUCCUCAAAGUCCAGAGGAAAGGUGUGUGCCAUCGGCAUAGCCCCCUGGGGAAUCCUGGAAAACAAAGAGGACCUCCUUGGCAAAGAUGUGACAAAGCCAUACCAGGCCAUGUCCAACCCCCUCAGCAAGCUGGCUGUGCUCAACAACAGCCACUCGCACUUCAUCUUGACGGACAACGGCACAUGGGGGAAGUACGGUGCCGAGGUGAAGCUCCGUCGGCAGCUGGAGAAGCACAUCUCUCUUCAGAAGAUUAACACCCGGCUGGGCCAGGGGGUACCUCUAGUGUGUCUGAUCGUGGAGGGUGGUCCAAACGUGAUCUCCAUCGCGCUGGAGAGUCUGCGAGAGGAUCCACCCGUGCCUGUAGUGGUGUGUGAUGGCAGUGGACGAGCCUCCGACAUCGUCUCCUAUGCACACAAGUACACUGAGGAGGGAGGGCUGAUCACUGAAGAUGCCAGAGACCAGCUGCUGGUCACCAUCCAGAAGACCUUCAACUACACCAAGAGCCAGUCCCAGCAGAUCCUCCUCAUGGUAAUGGAGUGCAUGAAGAAGAGGGAGCUGAUCACAGUGUUUCGCUUGGGUUCGGAGGGCCAGCAGGACAUUGAGAUGGCCAUUCUCACAGCUCUGCUCAAAGGCACCAAUGCCUCUGCCCCAGACCAGUUGAGUCUGGCGCUUGCCUGGAACAGGGUGGAUAUUGCACGCAAUCAGAUUUUCGUCUAUGGACAUAACCUCCCACCUGCCAGUGCGCUAGCAUGUGUGAACACCGCUCCCCAGGAGAAGCCCAAGAGCCCCCAGGUCAAGACCAAGGGCCGGGGCAAGAGGGGCAAAGGAGGGAAGACCAAGAAGCCUGAGCCCCCUGAGGAGACUGACCCCAGGAAACUGGAACUGCUCAACUGGGUGAACUCACUGGAGCAGGCCAUGAUGGACGCUCUGGUACUGGACAGGGUGGAUUUUGUGAAGCUCCUGAUUGAAAACGGAGUAAACAUCCACCACUUCCUCACCAUUCCGAGGCUAGAGGAGCUCUACAACACAAGACUGGGACCUCCAAACACAUUGCAUGCGAUUGUAAGAGAUGUUAAAAAGGGGAACCUCCCCCCAGAUUACAACAUCACUUUGAUUGACAUUGGAUUAGUGGUGGAGUAUCUGAUGGGCGGGGCAUAUCGUUGCAAAUACACCCGAAAGGGCUUCCGUGCCCUCUACAACCUCCUUUAUGGGCUCAAACGGCCAAAGGCCCUCAAACUCCUGGGAAUGGAGGAUGACGAACCAAGAGGUAAAGGUAAGAAAAAGGCCAAGAAGAAGAAAGAGGAUGAGUUGGAGAUCGAUGUGGACGACCCAGAGGUCAGCCGCUUUCCGUUCCCAUUCCACGAGCUGAUGGUGUGGGCAGUGCUGAUGAAGCGCCAGAAGAUGGCGCUGUUCCUGUGGCAGAGGGGGGAGGAGGCCAUGGCCAAGGCGCUAGUGGCCUGUAAGCUGUAUAAAGGCAUGGCCCACGAGUGCUCCGCGAGUGAACUGGUGGACGACAUCUCUCAGAACCUUGAUAACAACUCCAAGGAGUUUGGGCAGCUGGCGUACGAGCUGCUGGACCAGUCCUACAAGCACGACGAGCAGAUAGCCAUGAAGCUACUCACCUACGAGCUGAGGAACUGGAGCAACUCCACCUGCCUGAAGCUGGCCGUGGCCGCCAAGCACCGCGACUUCAUCGCGCACACCUGCAGCCAGAUGCUCCUCACCGACAUGUGGAUGGGCACGCUCCGGAUGGGCAAGAACCCGGGCAUCAAGGUGAUCUUCGGGAUCAUCUUCCCCCCAUCCAUUCUGCUGCUGGACUUCCGGAUCGGAGAUGACGUCUCCCACCAUGGCUCUGGGGAACAGGACAAGGACAAGGAUGACGAGAACAAAUCCGGCAAGGAUGCUGACACGGUGUCCAAGAAAGACGAAGAAGAUGGCAGCAAACAUGUGAGAAGGAUCCCCAUCGGGAAGAAGAUCUAUGAGUUCUACAAUGCCCCUUUCACCAAGUUCUGGUUCAACACUAUAGCCUACCUUGCCUACUUGAUGCUGUACAACUACAUCAUCCUGGUGAAGAUGGAGCGAUGGCCGUGUUUACAGGAGUGGAUCGUCAUCUCUUACAUCAUCACUCUGGGACUGGAGAAAGUCAGACAGAUCCUGAUGUCGGAGCCGGGGAAGCUGAAGCAGAAGAUUAACGUGUGGCUGGAAGACUACUGGAACGUCACAGACCUGUUUGCCAUCUCCACCUUCCUGAUCGGCCUGCUGAUGCGGCUUCAGAGUGAACCCUACUUGGGUUAUGGCCGCGUCGUCUACUGUGUCGACAUCAUCUUCUGGUACAUCAGGGUCCUUGACAUCUUCGGAGUCAACAAAUACCUGGGCCCUUACGUCAUGAUGAUCGGGAAAAUGAUGAUUGACAUGCUGUACUUCGUGGUGAUCAUGCUGGUGGUGCUGAUGAGUUUUGGGGUGGCGCGUCAGGCCAUCCUGCACCCGGACGAGGAGCCCACCUGGCGGUUGGCCAGGAACAUCUUCUACAUGCCCUACUGGAUGAUCUAUGGGGAGGUGUUUGCGGACUCGAUUGACCGUAAGACUAAAAUUGAUAUCUACGCAAUGGAAAUAAACCCCCCCUGUGGAGAUAACCUCUAUGAUGAGGAUGGGAAGAAGCUCCCUCCUUGUAUCCCCGGAGCCUGGCUGACCCCCGCCAUCAUGGCCUGCUACCUACUGGUGGCCAACAUCCUUCUGGUCAACUUACUCAUUGCUGUGUUCAAUAACACGUUCUUCGAGGUGAAAUCCAUCUCCAAUCAGGUGUGGAAGUUUCAGCGCUACCAGCUGAUCAUGACCUUCCACGACCGGCCCAUCAUGCCGCCUCCCCUCAUCUUCCUCAGCCACCUCUACAUCUUCUUCAAGAGGGUCUGCUGCCGCCGCUGCAACAAGAAGCAGGAGGGGGAGCUAGACGAGAAGGACAAGGGCCUCAAGCUGAUCCUGGUCGGUGAAGAGCUAAAGACCCUGUAUGAGUUUGAGGAGCAAUGCUUGGAUGAGUACUUCCGGGAGAAGGAUGACGAACAGCAGUCCUCAAACGAUGAGCGAAUUAAGGUCACUCAUGAAAGGGUGGAGGACAUGUCCAUGCGUCUGGAGGAGGUGAACGAGCGGGAGAACACCAUGAAGGCCACGCUGCAGACAGUGGACCUGCGCCUGGCCCAGCUGGAGGAUAUCCAUGGGCGCAUGAUGGACGCCCUGGAGAAGCUGGCUGGAAUUGACAAAUCGGACCUGAGGCGCACGCGCUCCAACGCCUCAUCCAUCUGCGGCGAGGCAGGCCUGCUCCGUCACGGCAGCGUGAACAGCAACGACGGUUACAGCCUUUACCGCUACGCCAUGGAGUUCGAGGGACGCACGGUGGAGGUGGAGAAGGACCCCAACAAGAUGGACCAGCUCAGUGCAGAGAGGCAGGGCAGCCUGGGGCGGGGGCCCAGCUUCAGGUCCAUUUCAGGCGGCACCACCAAGGAGUACGGGCUGACGCUGGACGUGACGAAGCCGAGGGUCAGCAGGCAGCCGAGCUCUUGCGUGGACAUCCUCAUCUCCCCCUGUGACCAGAGCUCAGACGAUGUCAGUAAGACUGUGGAGGUUCCCACAGAUGUGUCGUCUGCCCUGGUCAAGACCGGGCCGGCAGAGACAGGCCCCACUACCCCGGAGAAAGCCGUCUACAUCUCGCUGGAGAAAUCCAAAUCCUUGAAGUUGCCUUCGCAGGAGUCCCCAAGAGUCUCUGCCUCCGCCGCAAGGAGGGCGAAGAGUUGCAUCAUCUACCAGCCAGAUGGAGAGGAGGAGGAGAAAGCGAAAGGAGGGGCGGCCGAGACGGAGAAACCUGACGACGUGCCCCCACCCUUGUACCCUCGGGGGAAAUCCAGCUCGUUCAAAUUGUUCCCGCCCGACCCACAGCAGCUAUCAAUGUCCAGCUCCAGGAUGGCCAAAAGCUGCAUCAUCUUCAACCCGAACGAGGUGGAGCAAAACGUAGCGAGAGCAGAAUCGCCGACUGUGGCGGAGCCUGGUGAAGCUUACCAUCUGGGCAAGAAACCUGACGACGUGCCCCCACCCUUGUACCCGCGAGGGAAAUCGAGCUCAUUCAAAUUGUUCCCGCCCGACCCACAGCAGCUAUCAAUGUCCAGCUCCAGGAUGGCCAAAAGCUGCAUCAUCUUCGACCCGAACGAGGUGGAGCAAAACGUAGUGAGAGCAGAAUCGCCGACUGUGGCGGAGCCUGGUGUGGCUUACCAUCUGGGCAAAUCCAAGUCGUUCAAACACCCCUCGCUGCUGCCACAGCCGAUGUCCCCCAUUGCCACCCGGAUGGCCAAAAGCUGCAUCAUCUUCGACCCGAACGAGAAGGAGCACACCGUAGCAAGAGCAGAAUCGUCUGCGGUGGCGGUGGAGAAGACCAAACUGGAGCCUGGUGUGGCUUACCCUCUGGGCAAAUCCAAGUCGUUCAAACACCCCCCCCAGCUGCCACAGCCGAUGUCCCCCACUGCAGCCCGGAAGGCCAAGAGCUGCAUCAUCUACAACCCGGCAGAACAGGGCGGAGGGGACGAUGGCAACUGGGCGAAAGACUACGGCUCUCUGGCGGAGCUGGCGGCCAACAGCUCCCCCACCAGGAGCCGGCUGAAGGCGCGCCUCGACUCCAAGGUGCACCCCGCGGGCACGGUGGCGCCGGUGGUGGCGUCUGUGGUGAGCAUGUUCGACAGCCUCGCCGGAUCUGUCGCCGUGGAGACGGAGGUGCAGGCAAAUGGAGGGCUCCAGCCACCUGGCUUCCUCAGCGUCCCUCACAGAGGAGACGUCAACGAGCCGCCACAGUCACACGGGGAGAGCCAGGCGAGCGGGCUGAUGGUGCCCUCUGGAGGACAGUCUGGCGAACAGCCAGAGCAGAGAGGCGACGGGGGAGAGGAGGCGGACGGCGAGGGCUGGAUACCCCAGCACCUGAGGUCCAAGAGCUGGAGCUCACACCCACGGAAGUCGCUGGAGGACAACAUGGGCCCCAUGGACAAGCCCCGCAGCUCCACCAGCGAGGGCAACAUCCUGAAGGCAUGUGGGGGCACCUCUGGAGAGCAGGACAAGUCCCAAGAGUAGCCACAAGGGGGAGCCAUCAAUCAGUCAAUACACAUCCUUCAUAUCAACACUACCUAGAUCAUCAGAGGACCAAACUCAGUUCUGUUUGAUGCUUCUGGCUGACCACAAGGGAUGAAAAUAGACUAAGUUGGAUCCAGGAGCUUGGCAGAGACAAAGGUAAACUGGGGAUAAAAGUAUCUAUGUCCACACACAGUGUACUAAUGCUUAUUUUCUAGCCACAAGGGGGAGAUGUCACGCAAAGCCCAGUUUCCACAGAAGAUACCAGAGGACACAAAUGCUGAUAUCCAGUGGUUGAGAGAGGACUGAUGGGCAGAUUGACUAGAGAAAACAUAAUAGAGCAGAAAAUAGGACACAGUACACUUCAGCUCUGUUGCAGUAUACUUUGAAAGACUUUGUUUGAUGACAGUGACAUUUCAUCAAAGAAUAUUAUUUAAAUGGUUUUAAACCAUAAUACUUAGCUUGUUUUUAGCUGCAUUGUUUUCAUGUUGUGAACUGGGUUUUUAUUAAACACAUCCUAAGAGGAAAUAGAAAACUGUCCAAUGUAGUAGAUAUAAGUAACUGGUUACAUUUCCAAUGAAAUGUCACUUCUUUGUUAAAAUGAAUCCAAAAUGUGCCAGCAACAUGAGGUUCAGAAAGCUAAGCCACCUCUCUCCAUGCACUCUGUUGAAGUUGAGAGGAGAAACACAAACCACAUCCUCCACAGCUUUGUUGCUGAUGAAAUGCUAGCAAACCUUAUAGUAAGCCAUGUAGAGUUACUGAGACUGAAAAUACAGUCUCUUAAGAUGUUGAAUUUCACCAAACAGUUAUGAUGAUGAUCAUGGACAUUGUGGUACUUGCAAAAUAAUAUGAGCAAUAAAGAACAUGAUUGCACACAAAA
Messenger RNA from Alosa alosa (allis shad), 6864 nucleotides. RefSeq names its product transient receptor potential cation channel subfamily M member 1-like. Gene Ontology annotation, cellular component: membrane. The record is from RefSeq and is a predicted model, not a curated record. Gene Ontology annotation, biological process: calcium ion transport into cytosol; protein tetramerization. NCBI's taxonomy places the organism in Eukaryota, Metazoa, Chordata, Actinopteri, Clupeiformes, Clupeidae. Gene Ontology annotation, molecular function: calcium channel activity. The transcript is spliced from 27 exons. Bases 282 to 5987 code for a protein of 1901 amino acids.